UGGUUUCAUUUUUGAGUGCAGUCAGUACUGCGUGGUGCAACUUCCCUCGCGCACAGUGUGUGUGCUUCGUGCUGCCCUGCACAGGAGCUGCAGCUUCAGCAUGGAGCCGAGCCUCGGGGGCAGCCUCAGCUCCUGGUAAAUUGCAUCCCACUUGCCGUGAGAAGAUCUGCCAAGAGUUGCCGGAAAAUUACUGAAGGAGAGAAUAUUUACCAGGAGUGAAAAAUACAAUGGAUCCAGACAUCUUAAAUGUGUUUACACAGCCUGCUGCCCUUAAUCAGUUCCUUGUUGAGAAUGUCAUCACUCCAGGAGAGAAGAAGAAACUUAUAAAACCCACUGCAAGCAACAAUCCCAAAUUGGAGGAGUUAAAACUGUUAUUGAUUGACUGGAUUAACACAACUCUGAAACAGGAGCACAUAGUAGUUAAAAGUCUGGAAGAAGAUCUGUACGAUGGGCUGGUACUUCAUCAUCUCUUGGAAAAACUAGGAUCUCUCAAGCUGGAUGUUGACAAGAUCGCAUUAACAGAAAAAAAACAGCGGCAGAAACUCUCUGUGAUUCUGGAAGCUAUGGAUAAGUGUUUGCAACUGGAUGAAAGUCAGCUGAAAUGGAGUGUGGAAUCUAUCUUAACAAAGGACUUACUGAGCACCCUGCAUCUUCUGGUCACAAUAGCAAAGCACUUCCAACCCAGUCUGGCUAUUCCUCCAAAUGUUCAAGUGGAAACAAUCAUCAUUGAGAACACCUCCGAAGGAUUAAGGAUGACAAGUGCAGUGGAAUAUAUCACAGGAAGCAAAGAGAAUUUAGAAGAGCAGUCAACGGAUGAUGCCUUUGAUGAAUUAUUUAGCCGUGCUCCAGAUAGACUGGAUGAUGUAAAAAAGGUAUUUUUGCAAUUCGUCAACCAGCAUGUUGGAAAAUUAGGAUUAAAUGUGAAAGACAUGGAAUCUCAGUUUGCAGAUGGAGUUAUCUUACUUCUGUUAAUUGGACAACUGGAGGGUUACUUUCUGAAUUUAAGGGAUUUCUUCCUGACUCCAGCCAGCACCACAGAGAUGCUUCACAACGUUAACCUUGCAUUGGAUUUGCUGACAGAUGGAGGUCUUCUAAAUUUUUCUGUGAACUCUGAAGAUAUUGUGAAAGGAGAUAUGAAGUCUACAAUGAGGAUUCUGUAUUGCUUGUAUUCCAAAUACAAGACUAAAGAAACAUGAAGAGCAAGACCAAGAAUUUGAAUGCUCUGUUUGCCGCUGUGCAUGCACUUGUGUUUGACAUUUGCUGUAUUAAUAUUGUAUAUUCAAAUAUGUGUUUCUGCAAGGUUUCACACACCCUGAAUAACUGGAAGUUAGUGCAUGUUCAGGGCCAGUGAAUUGUGUAGUUCUGUGUCUGUAGCUCUUUAUCUCUCUCUCUUGUUCGUUCGAGACUCCAUAAUGCUGCAAAGUGUAACACAUGCUUGUAAAAGAUUCUGGAUUCUUUGCUUCUGGAAAUGAAUAUGGAAGAUGUUAUUACACCCACCCUGUGUUUCUGCUUCUGGUUUGCUCUGGAAACAGGAGAAGGGGAAAACCAACCAUGGCAUCUCCAGGAAGAUUACAGAUACUAUGAAAGUUCAGGUUCAAAAACUUAUUUACACAAGUGGCCAGCUGUUCUCAGACAGGAGACUGUGGAUUGGACACCAGAUGAAUAGGUAGCCAAAAUGAAAUCGGAACUUACCUUUAAUGACAUAAUUGAAGUCUUUGAUAAAAGUUUCAUUACUUGCUCACUCGAACCUGGAAAAGGGACCUAGGAUCACAUGCCGAUGUGAGACUGUAGUAACAGAAGGGUCACCUGCACAGCUAUGGAAAGAUGCCCUGAUUUUCUUGCUAAGCUAAGGCCAAACUGGCCAGCUUCAGGCUGUUGCAGCCCUAGUGUAACAUGCAGCUAGCGAAAACGUUGAUGUCAAGCAUGUUAAGGAGAGACUGACAUGACUGCAUUUCCCUCCAGAUAGAGGUGGACAGAUCCUGGCUUGGCUUACUCUGCAGCUGGUAGAAGAGGGAAGCAUUGAUGGAAGUAACAAAGCUCAGUUUCUGCCACUUCUGACAGCAUAGUCAUGAUGCGGGGGCUCUCAAACUCUUGUGGGACUUUCUUAGCUGCAUUUGUCCAGCAAACAUCCUGAUGCAACCCAGCAGGCCCCCCUGGAUGCAGCUAGCUAACCACAGUUCAUGUCAAUUGUCACCCUUGCUCUUUCUCUGAGGUUUUUAAACCUGAACUCCUUCAAAAACUUCAUCUGCUCCCUUGACCUUAAAAUUAUGUCAUGUUUGUGUUACAUAAAGCUUGGGAUGUGAUUAAAAAACAAAAAGUUUUGAUAUUAUUCUGGCUUCCAUCUAAACUGAUUUAAUUUCCUGCAGUCAGUGGCUCUGACACUUGGCCUCUGAUCUGAUCCUCCAUCUGUGUAUUAACAGGACACCAAACACGCUGAGCGCAAGUGGUGACAUUAACAGAUGAGAAUUUGUUGUCUAAUUCUUGAUCACCCAGCCAAAGAAAGAUCCUUAGAUAGCAAUGAUGAUGUCUUCAAGUCCUGCCUUUGAAAAUCGUAAUAAUGCACAGCUGUUAAAGGAAAGCAUUCUGCAGACUGCUAUGAGCAUAAUCCCUUUUGCACCGAUAAAUACAUUGUUAUAUUUUUACAGAGGAAAAAACCAAAUGUGUGGUGCAAAUGAACUGCAAGAUCAAAUUGCUUCCCUAACACAAGUUAGUUGUAUGUGACAUUUUGAAAGACUUAAAUCAGAAAUACUUGUUCUUUCAUGUGCAAGUCUCCAUAGGUAUCUUGCUUUAUUCCUUAAUGGGCUCAAACAGUUUACCGGGAGACUUUAAAGUUUGUUCUGGCUUCACAGAUCCCCGCUGCCAUUGCUGUAAUAUCGUAAGCAGGUUGUGCAAUACGUCAUUAUUGAGCAGGUAAAAUUGGGCUGUCUCUGGUGGAGGGUAGGGGUGAGGAGCAGGAGAGCAAUUGGCAGAGAUAUGGUAGCAGUGCAGCCUUUUCCACCAAGUCUGUUAACCUGAAUUUCAUAACUGUUGCUUGUGACCGGAAGUCAUUUCCAGUGUGUGGCUUUUUUUAUAGCCUCUGGACUAUGCCUUGGGUAAAGGUGGCAUGGGGGGGAGGAUUAGCUGGUGCUGCCUGGUUGGGAGGUUAUCACAUCAAGGAAACGUUGAUUUUUCUCUGCGUGCUCUGAGUUUUUGUGGCCCACUCCUCUGGUGUAAGUAAAUCUGGUGUUUGCACUUCUGCAGAUUCUUGUCAGGGGAACCAAAUCUGGUUCUUGAUAUUUAAUAAAAGAAAGGGUUGUAUUCCCUUCCCAACAUCAUUUUGUCUAACCCUGUUAUAAACAAGUAAUUCUUUAGAAAACAGCUGGUUGAAUAAAAAAUACAGCAAGACCAAAUAAGAAUGUUUUAAUCUGUUUUUCUAUUCUAUGAGCCAAUUUAUAACAUGCUUGAUGUCUCUGAACACUUUGAUAAAGAGCCUGUGUUUGAUUCCUAAAUCAUGCUACAGAAUUUUACUAAUCCAUUGUAUAGGCACCCACUCCAUAAACCAGUGCAGAAUAUACAAGCACAUUACAUUUGAGAUACAGUCACAGAUUUGGCAUGGUUUGAAUAGUAAAUAUAAACUAACAGAGCUAAAAAGAAUAUUCCAACAGUAUGAAACUGGGGAAAAUGGAAAUACAUAUUAUUGUUCUCAGAUGUUACUUUUGCCUUACAUCAAGAUACCGUGUUUCCCUUUCCUGUUUGAAGUGUAAGUUAAUGAAAAGCAAAGCUGCUUACUGUUUAAGCUUGCAAAUUAACUAUAUUUUGAAUAAACUAAGCUUUGAGCAAGCUUUUUCAUUAACAUAUAAUUAAGUUUGCAAUAUUCAUGUUUAAAUGCUAGACAGUAAACCAUUUCUGAUGGAAAAGCAUGGUGGACUAUUAAGGUGUUGAGGUUUUCAUUUAUUGUGUCUGUAGCUAGGUAAGCAAGUUUACCUGCAGUGACUGUUCAUUUUUCCAGUGGGGUCAUUGACUGACUGUGUCAAAGUUUUUCUGAGAAAGAAAAUACAGUCUGUUUCUCUCUUAAAUGGCCAGUAUGUUGUCCAGGAAUUUUGGAGCCAGAGAAAAGCCCCACAGCAGCUUCUGUUGUUGUCCUUUUCUCAGAUGGAAGUGACUUGUGGCUGGGUAGCAAGGUCAUGACUUGGAAGAGAUCUGAAGUGUUUCUGACUCCUGCUUAAUUUCAUUUUUCUGUUGUCCUGUAUUUCCAAAACACUCUGCCUUUUAAAUAUGAAGGUGUCUUUGCAGAGGUGAGGUGGCAAAGGUCUGUGGAAAGAAGAGCAGGUGCAGGGGGCAGAGUUACCAUGAUGACUUUAAGGGAAGUGGAAGAUGCACAACAGCUUUAAUUACGGGGUCAGUGUAAGGAAUGGUCUAGCAAUUCCUGUCACUAAGGGAUUUGAAGGGUUAACAUUGAGGCCCAAGUCUAGGUGAUAAGAGAACAAAGGGGUUUUUAGAGAAAACUGCUGACUACUGCACGGGAUGUUGCGAGAGUUUCUGAAAUCCGGCCCAGAGGCUACCAAAUAACAAGAAAGGGGGAGCUGAAGGACGACUGAAGGACAAAAGUCUGGGAGGAAAUCCACCAGCCUUCAGCCCGAGCGACCCCCGAGAGACCACCAGAGACUGAUACACAGGCGUCCCUGGGAGGGUUUCAGAUUCUGGAAACCAAUUAUAAUAACCCUGCCUCUUAUAGAAGUAGUAAUGAAUAUGUAUUAGCCUAGGAGCAUAAAAACCAGCCGCCGUACGUAACAGGCAUGCAUCCUGCUGGAGCAGAGACUCCCGGCACACCCAACGCUGUUUGCUUGCCUCUAUUCGUUUAAUAAAUUGUAAACUUUGAUUGUAAUCCUA
This is a messenger RNA of Cygnus atratus (black swan), 4869 nucleotides long. It is a transcript of the gene PARVG, whose product is annotated as parvin gamma. NCBI's taxonomy places the organism in Eukaryota, Metazoa, Chordata, Aves, Anseriformes, Anatidae. Gene Ontology annotation, cellular component: actin cytoskeleton; focal adhesion; cytoplasm. Gene Ontology annotation, biological process: cell projection assembly; substrate adhesion-dependent cell spreading; actin cytoskeleton organization. The record is from RefSeq and is a predicted model, not a curated record. The transcript has 13 exons. Gene Ontology annotation, molecular function: actin binding. The coding region runs from base 228 to 1196 and encodes 322 amino acids.